CGUCAUUGUUCGUUGAUAUUUCAAACUUGAGUAGCUUAGAUUUGAACGAAGAACGUUCCUUAAACGGUUGAGAGAUUGUUUUUGGUCAAUAUACUUUUUCCUUCAAAGGCGUGUGGGACUGCUUUUAAGUUGCUACGGGAGACGUGAAGGCAGAAUCAGUCAAACAUGGCUCAAUUUGGAUUCGAGAACGACAUUCACAGCAUUCUGAAGUUGGAUAUGCCAAUCACAAACGCACCCAUGGCGAGGUGGCAGAGAAAAGCCAGUUCGUCAGUGUUGGCCAGCAGUGCUAACCCAAGCGCACGAUCACCUGGAAAAAACGGAAAUAAGUCUCUUAGUAUGUCAAAGACGCCAAGUAAAACACCAGGAAAAAAUGGAAAGACACAGUGCACACCUUCCAAGGCGGGUGGUGAUCGUUUUAUUCCCAUCAGAAAUAACAAACAGAUGGAUGUGGCAAGCUUCCUGCUCUCAAAGGAAAACGAGCCAAUGGACACCAACCCCUCCACAGUAUCAUUAGAGUGCCAGAAGGCCUGGUCUGUCACACUUAAUGGAUGUAAUCUUGAGGAGGCAAAGAUCUUGCAUCUUGGAGGAAAACCCUUGAAUGCUCCUGAAGGUUACCAGAAUAACCUGAAAGUCCUCUACAGUCAUGUUCCUACUCCAGUCUCAACCAAAAAGACCAGAUACAUAUCAUCUGUCCCUGACAGAAUCCUAGAUGCUCCUGACCUCCGAAAUGAUUUCUAUCUGAACUUGCUAGACUGGAGUCGUGAGAACCUACUAGCGGUUGCGCUUCACGACAGUGUGUACCUGUGGGAUGCCACCCAGGGUGACAUUGUGCUGCUGAUGAAGAUGGAGCGAGAGGAAGACUAUAUCUGCUCUGUGUCUUGGAUCAAAGAGGGGAACUACCUGGCCAUUGGUGGCAGUGACUGCAAAGUUCAGUUGUGGGAUGUGGAAACCCAGAAGCGUCUUCGGGCCAUGGCCAGCCACACUGCCCGUGUAGGCAGCCUGAGCUGGAACAAUCACAUCCUGUCCAGUGGCUCCCGAUCAGGGUAUAUCCACCAUCAUGACGUGAGGGUGGCCAACCACCAUGUCUCCACCUUGUCUGGGCACUCUCAGGAGGUGUGUGGGCUGAAGUGGUCCCCUGACGGAAGGUACCUUGCCAGUGGAGGCAAUGACAACCUGGUGUACAUCUGGCCAGGUGUGCAGGAGGGCAGUGGCCGAGGUGGCAAUGCUGUCCAUGUCUUCAGUGAACACCAAGGAGCAGUCAAGGCUUUGGCCUGGUGUCCGUGGCAGCCCAACAUUCUUGCGUCUGGAGGUGGCACCAGUGACCGGCACAUCCGCAUCUGGAAUAUCAACAGUGGCUCUUGCAUCACUGCUUUGGACAGUCAGUCUCAGGUCUCCUCUUUGGCGUUUGCUCCGAACUACAAGGAGUUGGUGUCCAGCCAUGGAUAUGCACAUGACAACAUAGUAAUAAGGAAGUACCCCUCCUUGACUAAAGUAGCAGAGCUCAAUGGUCAUGAGGGCAGGGUCUUGAACCUAACCAUGAGUCCAGACUUCUCGACAAUGGCCACUGUAGCGGCUGAUGAAACUGUCCGCCUGUGGAAGAGCUUUGAGCUCGAUCCAGUCAAGAAGAAGGCCAAAGACAGGAUGGUAAAGUCUACUGGCAGCAUCAUCCACCAAUCUAUUCGAUAAUACUACUGUAUAUUGUUUUGAAGUUGUUGGCUCAAUUCCACUCUGCAGUUAUGUUAAGUUAUGUUUGAAAUUUUUAUUCAUUGUAAAAUAAAGAUGUUCAUUUUUA
Messenger RNA from Esox lucius (northern pike), 1792 nucleotides. RefSeq names its product cell division cycle 20 homolog (gene cdc20). NCBI's taxonomy places the organism in Eukaryota, Metazoa, Chordata, Actinopteri, Esociformes, Esocidae. Bases 166 to 1686 code for a protein of 506 amino acids. Gene Ontology annotation, molecular function: anaphase-promoting complex binding; protein binding; ubiquitin ligase activator activity. Gene Ontology annotation, biological process: positive regulation of ubiquitin protein ligase activity; anaphase-promoting complex-dependent catabolic process; positive regulation of anaphase-promoting complex-dependent catabolic process. The transcript has 11 exons. The record is from RefSeq and is a predicted model, not a curated record. Gene Ontology annotation, cellular component: anaphase-promoting complex.